Ogataea angusta is the source of this 2175-nucleotide messenger RNA. RefSeq lists its product as uncharacterized. Gene Ontology annotation, biological process: mitotic sister chromatid cohesion. Bases 1 to 2175 code for a protein of 724 amino acids. The transcript has a single exon. The record is from RefSeq and is a predicted model, not a curated record. NCBI's taxonomy places the organism in Eukaryota, Fungi, Ascomycota, Pichiomycetes, Pichiales, Pichiaceae.
AUGACUGAGAUUGAUACAUGCCAACGCGGCUCAAAACCGUGUUCGGGUUCUGAGAAGCCUGAAAGACUGAUAGAAUUGUCCAAAUGGUUUCUCGAUGAGGCUUACAAGAAGGGAUCAACGUCGCUGCUCGCAGAAGAGAAUUUACUGGAGUACAAUAAUUACGUGAGGGCUAGCCUCAGCUGUCUAUUCAAUGCCCUCGAACAAUACAAAGGCUUGCUUACGCUGGCAGAUGAGGUUUAUAUCCACUAUAAAAUCACAGAGACGUUGCUUAGAGAAACCACAAGCCUUGAUCUCGCGUCAGAAUACUGCAGUCGCGGAUUGCAGCUCGCCAAAAGAUGCGAAUCACUAGAGUAUCAAAUCCGUUUGGAGCUUCUGAACUUUGAAAUACAAUAUUUGACAGAUAAAUCCAAAGGCAAGAAGACAAGUUUUUCCUACUUCAUGAGCAUAGCACAUCAUUGCGAAUCGCUGAAUAGUAUUACAUUGACAAGCAUUAUAGAAUAUUUGAAAAUUCAAUAUUUUGGCAUGAUUUUCGAGGAAGACCAGAUGUACCGCAACUAUGAUCGCAUAAUUGAACGACUGGAGGCUACCUUGAGUGAAAACACAUUCACAUUUCUACAGCUGGUGCUUGUAUGCCAGCUUCAAUUUCACUUAUUUCGGGGAAACUCGAUAGAGAUCGCACUGGAAAAAUACCAAAGACUAAAGGAGUCUCAAGAAAGGUACGCUCAAUAUACGAAAUCUCUUCCUCCGCAAUUCAAGGCCAUCACUCAAAUUCUGGACCUUUUAAUAUCCAUUCAGGAUGACGACUUUAAAAGCACGAAAAGCAAAAUGAGCAAAAUCGAUGCUUUGAUAAGAGAGCUCAAGACCUUGGAACCUUGGGCCCGAAACUUUCGGUUCUGUGUCCCCGUCGACGUCAAGGUAGCACAUCAAGAGUUUGCGCUACCGUUGCAGAUCAAUUGGCUCACCUUGCGCGAGUUCAGCAUGUUAUCUUACUUUUAUUGUGGUGUCUCGUACGUGAUAAAAUCUUGGGACGGCAAGAAUCGUACAGAAAUGCUGUUUGCACAAUGUCAGAAAUACAUUGGUUACGAACUCAGCGAGCCUGUUUUGAUUUCCAGCAAUGAGAUGGAAGCCAAAGUUCUUCGCUUGAAGUAUUUCGGCCUAUUGAUUAAUUUCUAUCAGGUCCUUGCCAAAUUCCAGUGUAAUCAGUGGCACUCGUUCAACAGGGAUGAGUUCCCACAACUGUGGAAGUUUAUUGAUGACUACAAUUUGGGCCGCUUUUCCUCGCAGGAGCUUGUCAUUUACCACAAAAUCGUGGACAAGGUAUACUUCCUGCUCGCAUUACAGAGUCAAAGAAUGAACGAUCUAGAUGCAGCACUGCACUACUACCUCAAACUCCGAGAGCUCCAUUCCUCGUCUUCAACGGAGCUCAAUGACUACAAUUUUUUCAGCGACACUAUUCUGGCUUCCUACAAGCAAACCACGAGCGGCGUGGGUGGCUGUCUGCAGGAAGCCAAAGACUAUCAUAAUCAGCUAUACUAUCUUGCGACACUCAAUCUAGUGAUACUGACGAUCCACAACCUUAGGCGACUGAAGCUGCGCAGCGUUUCGGAAUUUGACGAGGAUUACCAGCUCCUGAUGGACCGUUAUGCCAAAUUUUUGAAAUUGAAGAAUACACUUUACAGCGAACUGGUACGGAUGCAAUCGCUGUACAAGACGAACGUAUUACUGAGCUCAACGCUGGACAUCUUUGUGCGGUACAUACUCGCCGACGAGGGACAGCCGGUGGAAAUCGAGUCCGCUCACCUGGAGAAGUUUUCACAGAUCUCUCCGUUGCUGCUGUCUAUGGUAUAUUUCGUGAAGGGAGAGACGGCCAAAAACAACCGGUCGCAGUCCGAGCUUGAGAAUUUGAACAUGAAGAUUCAGCUUUACAACCAGAGUUUUAAGUCUUCAUGCAAGCAGAGCGGCUUUGGACCCAACAAUGUUGGCUACCUUGCGCUGAAAGAGAUUUCUAAUAUUAUCGAGAAAAACCAGAGCUGCUUUGAUAAGGAUCAAUUGGACAUCGUCCAGCUGAAACUCAGAGACGUGAAGAGAGGGUUUGAAACCCGUAAGCGGAAGCUAGACCCAGAAAGUCUUCCUCCAAGCUCAAAGGAAGAAAGUGUAUUCAGCUCACAAAUUUAA